AUGAUUAAAUACGAUCCCGAUGCCGGUACUUUUGUUAAGUUGGGUGGUUUUGGUUUGGCCACAAAACACAUGAAUGAUGGUCAAUCUCAUACCCAGUGCUCGGGUGUGGACGAGUAUUUGGCGCCUGAGGUCCGUCAGGGGCGCCGAUACGACACAAAGUGCGAUAUGUAUAGUCUGGGCGUUACUGUUCAGCAUAUGUUUAAUUUUGAUGCCAACACUUUGUUGUGA
This is a messenger RNA of Medioppia subpectinata, 228 nucleotides long. Lineage: Eukaryota; Metazoa; Arthropoda; Arachnida; Sarcoptiformes; Oppiidae. The record is from the annotation of a GenBank genome assembly.